Molecule: messenger RNA, 663 nt
Organism: Argiope bruennichi
Lineage: Eukaryota; Metazoa; Arthropoda; Arachnida; Araneae; Araneidae
Exons: 4
Coding region: 1-543 (180 amino acids)
Source: RefSeq, a predicted model, not a curated record
AUGGAAUUAAGGAAAUGGAAAACUAACUCAGUUGAGCUUCGUGAUAAAUGGAGAGAGGCGGGUUUAGAAAUAGAUGAAGAAAAAUAUUCAAUUAAUGAUAAUUCUGCUUUAACUCCUUGUAAAGUGCUAGGAUUAGCCUGGGAUUCCGAUUUAGAUGUAUUCCAGUUUGGUACUCGAAGUUUAGAGAAAUUCCUGUCUAAAACAAAUUGCUGUAACUUUAUAAAUGGUCCCAAACAAGCUGUACUGCAGUUCCAGGACAAUUCUUUUCAAUUCGCAUUCUACUUGAGGCAGCUGACCCCUAGAUUAGCGGACACUAUGAGUCAAAAAAGAAAAAACGAUCCGAAUAACUGCGAGAUUUGCUAUUUCCGAGACUCGACGCCUCGCUGUAAUAUGGAUAAUCAUGUGGUUGCUCAGAUUAAAGACAACCUCAUGCAUUGCGUAUUUUGCGAUGGCUUUUUUCGUGACAAGAGGGCAUUUGCCAAACAUAUGCAUAAAGUCCAUUUCCCAGACGUGAUAUCAGUGGAAUUUGAGAAGGAGGAAUGAUUCCUAGUUCAUCAUUCAUUUUGUAUUUCUCUUAAAUUUUUAUCAUGUACAAGACUGUUAAAACAGUUUAAAGUUCCUGUAUUUCAAAAAGUCAUUGUAAUUAAAACAUAUUUUUAACUA